Molecule: messenger RNA, 1241 nt
Organism: Saitoella complicata NRRL Y-17804
Lineage: Eukaryota; Fungi; Ascomycota; Saitoellomycetes; Saitoellales; Saitoellaceae
Product: mitochondrial carrier
Exons: 1
Coding region: 54-926 (290 amino acids)
Biological process (GO): transport
Molecular function (GO): transmembrane transporter activity
Source: RefSeq, a predicted model, not a curated record
AAAGUCUCUCGGCAGUCCCACACACCCUUCACUCUCUUUAACCCUCCGAUCCCAUGUCAGUAGCAGGCGACGAACACUCUCCAAUCCGCGGUUUCCUCGCCGGGACAAUCUCCGGCGUAACCAAACUCGUCGUAGGCCACCCCUUCGACACAAUCAAAGUCCGUCUCCAAACAAACCCCGCUUUCACCGGUCCCUAUGACUGUCUCCGACAAACGCUCGUCAAAGAAGGAAUUCGCGGGGUGUACAAGGGCGCUACACCACCGCUUGUUGGAUGGGCGAUGAUGGAUAGUGUUAUGUUGGGGUCUUUACAUAAUUACCGGGAACUGCUGAGGAAGUAUGUCUAUAAUGGCGGCGAGCUGCCGACGGUUGGGCAUGCUAUUGCGGGAACUGGAGCUGGUGUCACGGUUUCGAUGAUUGCGGCGCCGAUCGAGCAUGUGAAGGCUCGGUUGCAGGUUCAGUAUGACGCAAAGUCGAGGGUUUAUACGGGUCCCAUCGACUGCGCAAUGAAGCUGUACAAGGGACAUGGUGUCGCAGGUGUAUGGAAGGGGUUAUACGCAACCAUGAUCUUCCGCUCCUUCUUUGCUGUGUGGUGGGGAACAUACGAUCUCUACUCCCGCUGGUUCCGGGAACACACCUCCAUGACUCCCGGCGCGAUCAACUUCUGGGCGGGUGGGUUGAGUGCACAGACAUAUUGGUUCUUUGCGUUCCCGUCGGAUGUGGUGAAACAGCGGAUUAUGACGGAUUCGCUGACGAAUCCGAGGUUUGUGACGUGGAGGAGUUGUGCGAAGGAGAUUUUGGAGCAGAAUGGGUGGAGGGGGUUUUACAGGGGGUUCUUGCCGAGUUUCUUGAGGGCGUUCCCGACGAAUGCGGCGGCGUUGUUUAUGUUUGAGACGACGAUGAGAGGGUUGAAGGGUGUGGGCAUCUGACGGAGUUCAGCAAAAAAGUUUACGGUAUAGGACAUGGGCUUUGGGAGUAUGUGCAGACGAGGACUGUCCGACGAGCACAUGAGACAUACUGGCGAUUUGUAACAUUUACAGGAACACAACCCGUGGGACAUGGGUACCAAAAGGCGGUGCUCUCGCCGACCGCAGCACCUGAUGGACAGUCAAGAGCAGAGUUUGCAUAGAGACAUAUUUGGUGCAGAGCAGGGCAUUCCGAGGCUGCAUAUUUGUGUUGGUGGACACAGUAGACGAUACUAGUACUGCUUGAUUUUGUAGCCAAUCGAAGACACAUGGCCUAGC